UUUUAAAUAGUUAUUCUAAAAGUAAAAAAAAAAAGAAUACCAUAGAUAACAGUUUGUAAUUAAGUAACCAUUAUUUACUCCAUAAUGUCAUUGUCAGUUUUUCACUAUGUCAAAUAUACAAUUUGUGACUACAAUUCCAAAGGGUAAUUAAUUUUCUCUGUCUUGUGUGCUUCCUCUGUUUUAUUUUUCAUUUGUGUUUUUCUUUUUCCUGCUGAAGGCCUGCCUGUUUUGUUAGAUCUAGGCCUUGAAUCAAAAUUUUAUUAUUAUUAUUUCUUUAUCAAUUUAGCAAGAAAGACACAAAGAAGUAGGAUUUGUAGGCUUAACUCUGGAAAUGGAAAGGAUGGGUCUAAUACAAGAUUUGUUUUGUCUUUUUCAAUCCAAACACAACAUUGUCAUGUGCUAAAGAAAAAGAAAAUGACUCGAAUCAAAUCUUUCUAUUCCCAAACACAAUCCAUUCUGGUGGCCGGUGAAGCACAAGCAAGACACAUAAUAGAACUCAAGAGUGUUCCCAACUACAAAUGAAUAUAUUAAGAAGCAGUUUGUCUUUAGUUUAAGCCAUUCAUGAAAAAUGCGACAACCUGUUGAUGAGGACUAAGCCAAUGAAUAUGCCGAACAUUCCACGUGGCAAAAUCCGAAUGGAAGGAUCAGAAUUCAGAAACAAUGUGUUAUUACGAGGAUACCUUCACAACACAAGAACGUGGCAGUUCUAAUGAUUUUGACAACAGAUCGGGAAUUCCAACGCUUCUUGUGCAAAGGCAUCGCCGCUUUUGGCUUUUGUGUGAGCCAAAACAAACGUGUUACUUACUAUAGAACAACAUUUCCAUAUUUUCUCUCCAUCACUUUAGCUCUAUGAUGGAAAAAAUAUAGCCACGGGAGAAAAAAGCAGGUUUGGUUCCUCGCUAACAGCGAAAUUUCUUGUAGUGAAAGAAGAAACAAAGGGAAAAAGAAAAACAUGUUGAGCCAGAAAGUGUCACCAACACCAUCAUCAACAAGCAGCCCAAAGAAAAACCCAAAAACACUCCAUGAAAUGUUUCUGCAGGAGAGUCCUCAUUUCAUCAUCCCAUCUUCUCCUUCAGGAAAUGAAGAACUUCUCUCCGCCAUUUCUUACUGCACCUUUGUUUUCACCUUCUCUGACCCUUCAGAAUCUCCUGCACAAAGAGACUCAAAGAGGCUUCAACUCACAAGACUAGUCUCCAUAUUGAAGUCCUCCAAGAAGCCAGUGCAUGAAAAAGUUUUGGGGCCUCUAGUGGCCAUGAUCUCAGCAAACCUCUUCAGGCCACUCCCUCCACCUUCCAACCCUACUUCUAAUUCCAUCACAGAAUUGCCAGAAGAAGAAGACCCCAUCUCUAUAUUUUCACCCCUUUGGUCACAUCUCCAAAUAGUUUAUGAGAUACUUCUGAAGCUUGUUAACAGCACAGACCAAAAAGUACUGAGAGAACAUAUGAAUCAUUGUUUCCUCCGCAAUCUCCAAGCACUUUUUCAGUCUGAGGAUCCAAGGGAGCGUGAGAGUUUGAAAAACGUGUAUCACAAGAUAUACUCGAAGUUCAUCGCUGAUCGUUCCUUGAUGAGGAAAUGGAUGACCGAGGUGCUCUUGAACUAUGUGUUUGAGACAGAGAAGCAUCCGGGGAUUGGGGACUUGCUUGAGAUAUGGGGAACCAUAAUCAAUGGCUUUACCGUGCCACUCAAGGAAGAGCACAAGCUGUUCCUCAUGAGAGUGCUUAUUCCUCUACACAAGACAAAGGGGAUGCAAGUGUACCAUAGGCAAUUGGCUUAUUGCGUGUCACAAUUUGUGCAGAAGGAGCCUAUGCUUGGAGGAGUUGUUGUUAGAGGAAUUUUGAAGUACUGGCCUGUCACAAACUGUCAAAAAGAAAUCUUGCUAAUUGGGGAAUUGGAAGAUCUGGUCGAGAAUUUAGACCCUGACCAGUAUCGUAAAUUGGCCUUGCCCUUAUGUACCCAGAUCACAAAAUGCAUAAACAGUUGGAAUUCCCAGGUAGCCGAGCGUGCACUCUAUGUGUGGAACAAUGAGCAGUUUGUGAAAAUGGCAUUAAUAGGAACAGUAGAAGUAUUUACUGUGAUUGUAGAAGGCAUGGAAAAGAACCUGAAGUGGCAUUGGAGCAAGAGUGUGAGGCAACUAACAGAGAGUGUGAAGGUGAUGCUGGAAGAAAUGGAACCAGAUCUGUAUUCAAAGGGUCUCAUGGACAUGGAAGCUAAAGAAUCAGUGGCACAUCAAGAAGAUAUCAAGAGAAAAAAGAGAUGGGAAAGAAUAGAAUUGGAAGCUGCCAAGAAUCAGUUUCUCAAUCCACGUUAUAUACGUGUCUCUUACUAAACAUUAAUGUAUGCAAAUUUGUGCUAGCAAUACCAACUUUCCCCCACCUACGAAGAACAAUAAUUGCAAGGUCAGUUGUUUAAAAGUUGCUUAGUUGUUAACAAUGACAAACAUCAACAUAUCAGACCAGAAAAUGGCAGCUGGUGUUCGUGAUAUUCAAUAGAAGACCAAAAUAUACAGAAACAUAGAAUCGUAACACGCCUAUGUGAUCAACUGCUAUGUAUUAGUCUCUAUAAUAUGAAUAGAUUAAAUUAAUAUAAAAAUAUUAUCAUGUUAUACUAAAUUAUAUUAUUGGGUCUAAAAGUUAAAAGUGUAUUCCGAAUAAUUUUAAA
Messenger RNA from Glycine soja, 2658 nucleotides. Its product is annotated as serine/threonine protein phosphatase 2A 57 kDa regulatory subunit B' beta isoform-like. NCBI's taxonomy places the organism in Eukaryota, Viridiplantae, Streptophyta, Magnoliopsida, Fabales, Fabaceae. The coding region runs from base 953 to 2326 and encodes 457 amino acids. Gene Ontology annotation, molecular function: protein phosphatase regulator activity. Gene Ontology annotation, cellular component: protein phosphatase type 2A complex. Gene Ontology annotation, biological process: signal transduction. The transcript has 2 exons. The record is from RefSeq and is a predicted model, not a curated record.